AUGGAGCAGCACCGCGCGUUCCUCGUUCACAACGCCGGUUCAAACACCCACACGUCCCAGCUCGACGCUGGCGUACGCGACCCGGGCAAUAUGGAGACAGCUUCCACCUCUCAGCAACAAGGCUUUUUCUACCAUGAUCCACGCCAAUCUCAGCCUCCACCCGCCACGCUUGGUAUGAGCCCGCCUUUCGCACCCGCUCGUCCCGACCAUUCGUACAUAGCUACCUCGCUCAAGUUCGAGUCCGAGAUGCAACCAAGACCAUCUGCACCUUAUCCUCCUCGCGUACCACAGCAAUCAGCCAUGCCAUAUCGCGACGCAAUCUACUCUGACGGUCGCCCUUUUGCUUUCGCAUCCCAUCCGCAAGAUCCAGCACGUUUUCCAUACGCAGAAGCUCCCAUACCACCACAGCCUACGUACGCGUCCGAGCCAAAUUACACAACAUAUCAAUCGCAUCCACUCAAUACAUCGCCCAUCGCAAUGAGCGCGCCAAGCAACGGACAUGUGCCAAUGGACGCACCUAGUAGCGCCAAUCGUGUCUCGCCAGCUGCCCCCCAACAGAAGAAUGGCACUCAGCAACUGUCUACUCGAUCCAAGCGUGCGAGGGAAGAGUCACCAGAGCACAACAGCAGAACUGCAGCAUCGUCUACCUCGCAUCCGGAUGGUCCGCUGGAAGAAGCCAAUGAGCAAAAGUCGGAGGCGAGCGGCAAUGUCACCAUGUUUCAAUGCAGAGGCUUUGGCGACUGUCGCAUGGUCUUUACCCGCAGCGAGCAUCUUGCUCGUCACGUCCGCAAACAUACAGGAGAGAGGCCAUUCCGUUGCCAUUGCGGCAAAGCCUUUUCGCGCCUCGACAACCUCCGACAACAUGCCCAGACGGUACACGCCGACAUGCCCGAGCGCAACGAGGUCAUGAUGCAGGAGCUUUCUUCGCUUCACGCCUCUCUUGCCCAGUCCGCCGCUCAAGCCCAGCAUGCACAUGCACAGGUCUUGGGCAAGAGCAGCUCGCCAGGCGCUUUGAUAGCUAGCCAUAACCACAAUUCCCGGAGGGGCAAAAGCGGCGGCAAGACGAGCGCAGCGACCCGUGCUGCACGCGCUUCUGGCCAUGAACGUAGCAGAUCGCUAUCCUUUCCACAACAGAAUGCACCAAACGCAUUGGAAGCCUCGACUCAGGGCACGUACGCACCUACCACCACGUAUCCCUCUACUUACGAUGCUCCCACCCCGGCAGCUUCCAUUGCUGCGACUACCAACUUCACGGCGCCUGCCCUCGGCGGUUCCAUGCCCGCAUGGCCUGGUCAAGGCCAUCAGUACGGUCAACAAACUUCCAAUCAGACACAUGCCGUUUCUUCUGCUAAUUAUGGCGCUCCGGCUCAGUCUUCUGACCACCCUCCGCACAUCACGCCGCAGCAAACACCUUUCUAUGCGCACGAAGCAGGCGCUACAUCCUUUCAUCAACCCGGCGCAGCAGAGUAUGCAGAUCACCAGCCAACAUACCACUCGGAAUCUUUGCCCGAGGCUCAUUCAGAUAGAUAUAUGACUCCCUUUGAUGCGUAUGGUCGAGCAGGCCCCGAGCUCGCAGAGAGGCGCCCCUCUGGACAACUUGCAGCUGUAUCUGGUCCGGUCCAGGGAUGGCGACCGAGCGGGCCACCUUUGGAGACCGCACUUGCGGGCAGUCAAUACCCCGGGCCCGAAGCUGAGCUUGCAGAUAGCACCGCUCAGGCUACUGCCUUUUCCAACCCAUUUUGGCGAGGUUCUUACUCCGGUUUUCUGCAGGCGAACGAGGAUACCUUCGCACCACAGUACCAUUCGGGUUUUCCGGGGGACGAGGUGGAUCAGAGAUCCCAAUACGAAUCGACUUUGUCCGCUCAUUUACACAUGCGCACGCCGACGUUGGCCAAGCGUGCACGCGCGAGCAGCCCGCCUCCUUCGCGCGGCAGCAUUCGCGCUUCGUUCGAUGCAGGCCCCGCUCCGCUGCUUCCGCCUCCAGGGAGUGCACACGGCAGACCGCCCGGCAGCGCGCACGGUAAUCGGCCCCUCACUUCUCACAGCCGUCCCGUGCUACCCCCUUUGUCUUCCAUCACGCCGAGCGCAAGUCGUCCGGGCACAGCCGCACCGCUCACUGCAAGCCGCCCCGGUUCCAUGGCUACCCAGAGACUUCCAAGCAUCGACCAGCAGCUGCUGGCCCCGUCCACGGGGCUGGACCGAGACGACGAGCUUAAAAGCGACAGCAACUAUCGCCCUUACACGAGUCCCGCUGGCGCCAACAACCCAGACGGCUCUCAAGUCUCCAAGCCGUUCUUCCCGCCGUCUUCGUUGCGAUCGUCACGUCCUUCGUUCAGUCUUCGCGGCGAUGCGCGGCUACCUACGACUUCGGAGCUAGCCGACCGCCCGAACACUUCGUCGUCCUCCUGGAACAAUGAACGACGGCCGCUGACUUCCGGAUCGUCCAUGGCUGGCAAACAUCGCAGCUCUAUGAAGGCUCACGGUGACGACCUUCCGCCUCUGUCGUCUGCGCUGGCGCACUUGGACGAGCGUCGAGAUUCACGAACUCAGCGGCGGGGCUCGGCAUACGAGUUGUCCAGUUCAAUCAUUGAGCGGCCGAAACUCAGCUCCUCGUAUGGCGCGCGAGACAUGGACGCGGCAUCGAGAUUGCAGACCGACAGCUCCGAGUUGCGAACCAGUCCAACAAACAACGCGUCGCCGUUCAUGUUCCAGCCGCCGCCUCUGCCUCGCGAGAGCAGCUCGGUGUCGUUGCGACCCUCGAUGGAUCGGCAUGGUGGUGCGCCUGGCACAGACUGGCGAAGGCCGAGCUCGAGCACGGCGCCCGAUGCACACGUCAUAUCGCGCCGUGUGGGUUCGAGCAGCGGCUCGGCGCUUGCAUUUGGCGGACGCGACGAGGGCAGCAGCUCCAGACCUGGGUCAAGCAAUGGUCUCCCCCUAACUAGUCGCGAGCUGAUGCUGCCUCCCUUAAAGUCAUCCCAUGGCGCUAGUCGGCCUGGCUCAAGCUCGAUCGCCGCGUUGCUGCAAGGCGACGGUGGAACAGAAGCCGGUCGACAAACUCGUGCCUGGUCGCGUCCUCUGACAUCAGGUGACGCACCUGCGCCCAAGUUCGGCGGUAACGGAUAUAGCCGCAUGUCAUCUUCUCGCGAGGGUGCGUCGAGCGAUGGCGAAGACGAUCGUUCCGACCGACGUCGUUAUCUGGCACAUGACCAGCGCGGCUCCACCCGAGAAGGACUCAUGCGACGACCGUCGACGUCGGCAGGCGCCGGGUCGACUCGGUUUGCGUCAAGUUUUGGCAAUCGCGACCUCUCGGCAAGUCCCACAAGCUGA
Molecule: messenger RNA, 3327 nt
Organism: Mycosarcoma maydis (corn smut)
Lineage: Eukaryota; Fungi; Basidiomycota; Ustilaginomycetes; Ustilaginales
Exons: 1
Coding region: 1-3327 (1108 amino acids)
Biological process (GO): regulation of transcription by RNA polymerase II
Molecular function (GO): DNA-binding transcription factor activity, RNA polymerase II-specific; RNA polymerase II cis-regulatory region sequence-specific DNA binding
Source: RefSeq, a predicted model, not a curated record